UCGGUUAUGGUCAAACCAGUCGCGAUCGUGAUUUCGAACUUGAAUAUCGGUUCCCUGACCCAGUCGGUGAUCCCAGUGUCCGUUGUGAUUGAAUUAUGAACUAAAAGUGGUCGGCGAGUGCGAACGAAUCAGAAUGAAGUUCUCGGACCUGUUUGCGUUGGGUCUGAUGGUGGUCCUAACGGUGUUGCUCGAUCGUGGUGACCCAGUUUGUGCGCUGUCCACCGUUGGACGGAACACUGAUGGGUUGGUAGUGGAACCGGCGGCACCGACCGAGGCCAUUUCGGAGGAUUUGGCUAAACAGGAACAAACCGAGCCAGUUAAGUACGACGGAGCCCAGUUGUGGCGGAUCGAUUAUGACGAUCAGAUAAAAAAGAAUGCCGUCGCAGAUCUGCAGAAUAAAUACGAUGCAUCCAUGUGGAACUACAACAUCACCUAUGUGGAUGUUUUCGUGAAGGGCCCGAAACUGGCAGGCGCUCGGAAGCUACUGGCCCAGGCACAAAUUCCGUUCGAGGUGAUUAUCGACGACGUUCAGAAGGCGAUCGACACCGAAAACCCACCCAAGGACGAACUGGAUCUGUGGGAGAAUCGCGACGGACACCGCAUGACCUGGACCGCAUACCACCGUUUAGCAGACAUACAUGAAUGGAUGGACUAUCUCGCAAAGUCCUAUUCCGACAUUUGCAGCACCCGAAGCAUUGGAAAAUCGUUCCAAGGUCGCGAUCUUAAGGUUCUCCGCAUCUCCAAUGGAAACCCAUCCAACUCCGCCAUUUGGAUCGACGGCGGAAUUCAUGCCCGGGAGUGGAUCAGUCCGGCCACGGUUACCUACAUCGUGAACAACCUGAUAGAAGAAUGGGACGAUCAGCCAGAGUACGUACGGAACAUUGACUGGUACGUGCUUCCGGUACAGAACCCCGACGGAUACGAGUACACCCACUUGGGAGAUCGACUGUGGCGGAAAAACCGACGCGGAUCACUGUUCGGACCGUGCGCCGGAGUGGAUCUGAAUCGGAACUAUGGCUACAAAUGGGGCGGACAGGGCUCUUCCAAGCAACCAUGCUCGGAGAUCUUCGCCGGGAGUGGCCCAUUCUCGGAACCGGAAACGAAGGCCGUAAGCAGUUUCAUGCAAUCGUCGGCUGCAAACUGGAAGGGAUUUUUGACGUUCCACAGCUACGGACAGUAUAUUCUGUACCCGUGGGGUUACGAUCGGGUGGUUCCACCCGAUCAUCUUGAUCUGAAGGCAGUUGGGGACGAAGCUGCUCAGAAAAUGCUUCAGACCUCAGGAUCUUCCUACACGGUAGGACCAUCCGGUAACACACUGUAUCCUGCUGCCGGUGGAGCGGACGAUUGGGCCCGCGGUGACAUGAAAAUCAAAUACUCAUAUACAGUUGAACUGCGCGACAGUGGACGCUAUGGAUUUGUUCUUCCAGCAAGUCAGAUUAAACCCACUGGAGAGGAAGCUUUUAUAUUUGUCGAUUCGGUUGCUCGUGCCAUAUCCAAAUUGAAAUAAAUCAAAAUUAAUCCGCUUGA
This is a messenger RNA of Armigeres subalbatus, 1527 nucleotides long. Its product is annotated as carboxypeptidase B-like. Gene Ontology annotation, biological process: proteolysis. Lineage: Eukaryota; Metazoa; Arthropoda; Insecta; Diptera; Culicidae. Gene Ontology annotation, molecular function: zinc ion binding; metallocarboxypeptidase activity. Bases 134 to 1507 code for a protein of 457 amino acids. The record is from RefSeq and is a predicted model, not a curated record. The transcript has 4 exons.